AUGGUGCACCCUACUUUUAGUCCAGUGGGAGAGAAUAUGUGGACUGGCUCAGUCAGCCAAUUUACCCCGACUCUUGCUAUCCAGAUGUGGUAUGAUGAAGUAAAAAACUAUGACUAUACAACUCAGAAAUGUACAUCAGUGUGUGGCCAUUAUACUCAGGUUGUCUGGGCAGAUAGUUACAAGGUUGGCUGUGCGGUUCAAUUUUGCCCCAAAGUUAAAGGGUUUGGCAGGCUUACCAAUGGGGCACAUUUUCUAUGCAACUAUGGACCAGCGGGAAAUUACCCAACACAUCCCUAUAAGAGGGGAGAAGCCUGUAGUGACUGCAAAGGGGAAAAAUGUGUGAAAAAUCUGUGUGAAAAUCCGAAACGUGAUGAAGUCAUAAGUAACUCUAAUUUCUAUCCAGUUUGGGAGAUAUUUGAACGCAAUCGAAAACUUUCUCUUACUCUUACUUUGGGGCCACUUUUUAUUAUUGUAUUUGGUAUAGUGGUCUCUUUGAUAAAGCAUUAUUACCCAAGGCAAGUUACUUCUGAAUAACUUAAAUCUAAAAGGAAUAAUACAGGAUAAUAUUUAUUAUCCUUAAGGAUGUUUGAACCACCAAAGACUUAAAAUUCAGAAAAGGAAAAUACAUUUCUGAAUAAUUUAAAAAAAUCUAAAAAUGGGAGAAAUUGU
This is a messenger RNA of Gracilinanus agilis (Agile Gracile Mouse Opossum), 669 nucleotides long. RefSeq names its product glioma pathogenesis-related protein 1-like. Lineage: Eukaryota; Metazoa; Chordata; Mammalia; Didelphimorphia; Didelphidae. The coding region runs from base 1 to 534 and encodes 177 amino acids. The transcript is spliced from 5 exons. Gene Ontology annotation, cellular component: extracellular region. The record is from RefSeq and is a predicted model, not a curated record.